CCACUUUCAUUAGAUCCCAUUUUACACGUUGCAUGCACAUUAUUGUCAUGAAUGUUAAGGCUGCUGCUGUUAAUGAUACGUUGUUUUCAAAUCUGUGAUGAAGCUUGUUCGUCGUGAGCGAAGUGGCUGAUAAUUGGGCUUAAUCAUGCUUUUUGUAUCCAGGCAACAAGUGUUUGUAAGGCCGUGCUCUCUGAUCUCAGCAAACUGCGUCAGUGACAUUAUCCAGCAGCGAGCAAUAAGCGACUGUCCUUGUGCCGUCAGACUCCCAACUGGCAGACGAAUGAGAAAAAGCAGCCUGAGAGGAAAAGAAACAGAAUUUCACACCUUCAGUUUCUAGGCCAGCCAACUCCAUGGAAGGUUCCACACAGCUUUUACAAAAUAUGGAGAAAAGGCGCCUCCUCCUCCACAGAUGUGUCUGCCUGACACCAUCUGCCCGCUGACAUUGGCACUGGGGAGAUGGCAUAGAGGAGAACAGAGAGGGUACUGAUGAGACAGGAGGAACACCACAGGAUGAGGAUUCUGCUUGGAGAUGAGAGCUGUGAAUCCUCAGCUGGAGAGGAUUCUCUCACAUGGCACAGUGUUUUAGAAGUGAUGCUCAAACCAUGAGCCCAUCUGGACCCGGCCUGUCACCAGUAAUACAUCACGCUAAUGAAAUGGCAGCAGCCCAAUGCUAUCUGUCACAAGCAAUCUGCAUCUGCUCAGAGGCUGAACGGAAAUGAGGAAGAGGAAAAACAAAACAUAGAGGAAGAGAGGGAGACAUUGUGUCCCCUGAGCAGGUGCAUGUUUGUGUUUUUUGUGUAUGAACUUUAGCACAAACAACCAUUGUAGUGGUCGCACUGGAAAAGAAAACAUCCCUCCCUCAAUCAAACCAGAUGCACUGCAGGUCCAGCGGGGCAAGCCACGGACGGUGCUCGGUGUGUUGUCAGAGAAUGAGCAGCGAGGUCGAUCCCACAGCCAGGGAAGCCAGUUUUCCAAACACAGUUCAAUCUCCGACAGCUCGCAGCUCACCUUUCUCAGCUGUCCCUCCAGCUCCAGCUUCGAUGUUUACAUCGAAGAGGCUUGUGAGGUUGUUCUUGCAGCCUCUGGUCAAGAAGUUGUCUCAGACAGCUAUUACCAGGAUGCAGAGACUGCUGCAAUGAAGAACGAAGAUGCGAGACUUCUGCUGGAACUGAGUUCAAGUUCAUACCAGGAUGAUUCUAUGCAGUAUGAAUAUGAUAGAUCCCUGAUGUCAGAGGAGGUGCUUUGUCUUUCCCAGUAUGCACCGGAUAUUCACCGGCACCUAAGGGAGAGUGAAAUGAGGUUAAGGCCAAGGUUUGGCUACCUAAGUAAGCACCCGGAGAUCACAAAUGGCAUGCGGGUCAUCCUGGUGGAUUGGCUGGUGGAAGUUGUACAAGAAUAUGAACUUCGUUCUGAGACUCUGCUUCUCGCUGUCAACUAUUUGGACCGCUUUCUGUCCCACACGGCAUAUGUGAAACGGGGCAAGCUUCAGCUGGUCGGCACAGCUGCACUUAUGAUUGCUGCAAAGUAUGAAGAGAUCUCCCCUCCUGAGCUGAGUGAGUUUGUGUACACCACAGACAGCACCUACACUAAAAAGCAGCUGGUUCGAACAGAGUCUAUUUUCCUCCAAAUGCUUGCCUAUAGGAUGGCAGCUCCCACUGUAAACCAGUUCCUUCAGCUUUACAUGUCCAUCCAGCCUGUGUGUGUCACCUCUGUGAAUCUUGCCAAGUAUGUUGCAGAGUUAAGCCUGCUGGAAAUUGAUCCAUUCCUCAAGUACAGCCAAUCGAUAGUGGCAGCUGCAGCCUACUGCCUAGCUAUCUACACUAUAAACAGAUCUCUCUGGCCAGAUUCCUUACAUUCCUUCACUGGUUACAACAUUGAUGAGAUUGCGCCUUGCCUGAAUGAACUCCACAAGCUGUACAUGAAUGCAGAGAGCCGUCCACAACAGGCCAUCAGGGACAAGUACAAGAGUUCAAAGUAUUGUCAUGUUUCAUUGAUUACUCCACCUGCUGUUCUACGUUUCAUAUGAAUCACUGCUCCGCCCAUUCUUUGAAACUUCUGCCUGAACAUAAUCAAACUAAGACUAAAUAAACACAGCUGAUCAUACUACCAAUCCAUGAAGAGCCACGCCACCAUACCGUAUUUUUAAGCUCAAUCAACUGCAACAAGUCACUUUGAAAAUCAUAGUUCACGUCUUUAAAACUUGGUAUACCUACAAGUGAAAAAGCAAAAUGGUCACUAAAGCUGGUAAGUCAUUGGAGGUAAUAGUCCUUUUGUAGGCAGGCUACCUUACUUUGUUUGAAGAAUGGAGUUUUCAAUCACUGAGAACUUACAUCCUCAAUGUGUACUUUUGGUCAAACUACAAUGCUUCAUGUUAGGAUGUGCUGCUAUG
Cheilinus undulatus (humphead wrasse) is the source of this 2389-nucleotide messenger RNA. RefSeq names its product cyclin A1 (gene ccna1). Gene Ontology annotation, molecular function: cyclin-dependent protein serine/threonine kinase regulator activity. NCBI's taxonomy places the organism in Eukaryota, Metazoa, Chordata, Actinopteri, Labriformes, Labridae. Gene Ontology annotation, cellular component: nucleus; cyclin A2-CDK2 complex; cytoplasm. The record is from RefSeq and is a predicted model, not a curated record. Gene Ontology annotation, biological process: mitotic cell cycle phase transition; regulation of cyclin-dependent protein serine/threonine kinase activity. The transcript has 14 exons. Bases 800 to 2026 code for a protein of 408 amino acids.